Molecule: messenger RNA, 1751 nt
Organism: Tigriopus californicus
Lineage: Eukaryota; Metazoa; Arthropoda; Copepoda; Harpacticoida; Harpacticidae
Product: E3 ubiquitin-protein ligase SIAH1-like
Exons: 5
Coding region: 304-1386 (360 amino acids)
Biological process (GO): multicellular organism development; proteasome-mediated ubiquitin-dependent protein catabolic process
Cellular component (GO): cytoplasm
Molecular function (GO): ubiquitin conjugating enzyme binding; zinc ion binding; ubiquitin protein ligase activity
Source: RefSeq, a predicted model, not a curated record
UGACUGACACACUCACAGAGGGUAGUUGCCCAGAAGAGUGGAAUUGGUGGCAGUGAUUGUGGUGGUGGUGGUGGUAGUACACACUCACAUCACAACUCAAGGAGUGUGACAACCAACCAUUCCACCAACAACCAUCCAUCCAUCCAUCCAUCCAUCCGAUCUUUGGAAGAGCCACGAGUGUCUCUUCCAUCGCAUUCUUGUUCUAGCACUCCCCCUGGGUCGGGGUCCGUCCUGCGGGUGGUGUGCGUCCUUGAGCCCUGGGCUCGUGUGAGUGAGUGCUGAGAUCUGCGCGUUUCUGCGGCCAUGUCCGGGAAUCCUUUGGGCAAUAACGGGCCCACGGCGGGCAAUUCGCCGCCCAAUGCGGCUUCUUCACCCUUGAGUUCGGUGGGCAAUGGUGGCGGCGGUCCUAAAUCGCGCAUGGUGCCGUUGGGGGGCGGGGGGGUGGGAGGGGGUUUGACCUUAGGCGGCAAUGGGGUGGGCUCAGCCUCGGUGGGGUCCAAUGGCUCAGUCAGCGGAAAUGGGAGUGUGGUGGGCGGUGCGGCGGCGGCCGUGGCCGUGGGUGGAGCGGGUGUGAAUGUGGUGUCGAAUGUGCCGCUUCAAAAUGUUCCUCCGCAGAAUUCAUCGGCGAAUCAAGAUUUGGCCUCGUUGUUCGAAUGUCCAGUGUGCUUUGAUUACGUCUUACCCCCAAUACUUCAGUGUCAUGCGGGUCACUUGGUGUGCUCGUCUUGUCGUCCCAAACUCACGUGUUGCCCAACCUGCCGCGGACAGCUCGGUGGGAACAUUCGCAAUCUGGCCAUGGAAAAGGUGGCCUCCACCGUCAUGUUCCCGUGUCGCUAUCAGAGCUCGGGCUGCGGCACGUCCCUCCUCCACACAGAGAAACUCGAUCAUGAGGAAACCUGCGAGUUUCGGCCGUACUCGUGUCCUUGUCCAGGGGCCUCGUGUAAAUGGCAAGGAUCUCUCGAACAAGUCAUGUCGCAUCUCAUGCAAGUUCACAAGAGCAUCACCACACUCCAAGGCGAGGAUAUCGUCUUCCUCGCCACCGACAUCAAUCUACCUGGAGCCGUGGAUUGGGUUAUGAUGCAGAGCUGUUUUGGGCACCAUUUCAUGUUGGUGCUCGAGAAGCAGGAGAAAUUUGACGGUCAUCAACAGUUUUUUGCCAUUGUCCAGCUCAUAGGGACGAGGAAACAAGCCGAAAACUUUGCCUACCGGCUCGAGCUCAAUGGCCACAGGCGACGCUUGACGUGGGAAGCCACGCCUCGGUCCAUUCAUGAGGGCGUGUCGUCAGCUAUAUUGAAUUCAGAUUGCUUGGUCUUCGAUACGUCCAUCGCCCAAUUGUUCGCAGAUAACGGAAAUUUAGGCAUCAACGUAACCAUCUCCAUGUGUUGAAGAUAUUCAUUCAUUCGAUUCAAGCAGAGGACAAUGAGAACAAAAACGCAUCAGCAAGUGCAGCCGCCGCUGCCGCCAAAAUUUGUUUGAAUUCGAGUAUUUAACGCAACGCACCAAAAACAACCACCACACAACCACAACACCAUAACCCCACGAAGAGGAACGAAUCUUUAGGCGGAUCAAGGUUUUAUAUCCAAAAAUACAGCUAUAACUCAGCGAGGCCUCUCCUACCCAAUCUAAGACGGGGAAACUGUGGGAUAUGGGAACAUCCAGCCUUGGAGGAGAAGUAAUAAAGAGAAAAAAUAAUUACAAUUAAUAAUCAUUCUACGAUGACUGCUUAGCGAAUUAAAAAUCUCUCAUCUCGA